UUAAUAUAUAUUAACACAUAAACAGAUAAACGAAACUCCUACAUAAUCUGUGAAUCUUCUUUCCAUGUUUCUCUGUUAUCAUCCUUUUUGUUCCCUUCUAAUGAAAAACCUUCUGCUAAUCCAUUUUUAAAAUAAGUAAUAACACUUCUAAACCUAUACUAAGAAAAUUUUCUUCUAAGUUUUCUUUAAUAUGACAAACGAAGCAGCUUUGAGAUCAUCAAUGGUAGGUCUUGCAUUGGUGAUGGUGUUGGUAUGGUUAUGGACACAGUCUUUAAAGAAGACGGUUAUUACUUAUGCGAUCGGUGUUUCUUUGAUCGCUGGCAUAGUCUUACCUGACUGGGACUUCUUUGAUCGGAGUUUCUCCCGCUGGACCUACCCUGUUACGGCCGAGGAAAGAGCCGCCGCUCUCUCCCGCAAAUCACAAUCUUCAAGCAGGUUUAGAGUGUACCCUAUGCGGAUGGUUGUAUACGUAGCGGUGUACGGAUAUGCAGUGUAUAGGUGGUGGAUGUUCGUGACGAAAUGAAGCCAUUUUGUUCCAUCUUUCUGUAUGUUCUGUGUUGAUUAGCAUAUUAUGUUAGCGGUGUUCCUUUAAAUAAAAAUUAUUUUGAAUUCUGAAUGA
This is a messenger RNA of Brassica napus (rape), 619 nucleotides long. Its product is annotated as signal peptidase complex-like protein DTM1. Lineage: Eukaryota; Viridiplantae; Streptophyta; Magnoliopsida; Brassicales; Brassicaceae. Gene Ontology annotation, biological process: anther wall tapetum development. Gene Ontology annotation, cellular component: signal peptidase complex; endoplasmic reticulum membrane. The transcript has 2 exons. The record is from RefSeq and is a predicted model, not a curated record. Bases 191 to 523 code for a protein of 110 amino acids.